GCCAGCGUGGACGCCCUGGUCCGUUAGUGCACUCUGAUCGGUGUCCAGAAGUGUCCCACAAUGCCUGUGCUAGCCUCUCUGGUCAUCACUUUGAACUCUACUGCCCUGCCCUCAGAUGCAACCUUGAGAUCUCAGGGGUCCGUGUUAUCACUGGCCAAAAGACUCCGAAGAAUCAGAAAGAUACCACGUAGAAGCAAGGAAGACAUGUUGCAUGAAGUAAUGCAGCAUUCAAGUAAUGAAAAUCAAAAAGUGCAGGAGUGGCGGGACAGUGAAAGGAGGAUCAGCCAGCAGAAUGAGGGGCGCCAGCACAAAAGUGCGGUGCUCCGGCGGCAAAGCACGGAUCAGCUGAUAAGCAUAAUGGAGCGCCAAGCGGACUCGAUCCAGGAGCUUGUAGCCAUGCAGGUGGAACACUACCAUGCCCGCCCCCCCCCCGCAGCCUUUGUCGCAAAACUCUUUUCCUUGUGCCCCCAUGUCACCUCUGUGGCAAAUGAUGGGUCUUGCGCUUUGGGGGGGGGGUCGGCCGCCGCUGUGCGCGCCAACUACCGCGACCCCGCCCCCUGCGCCCUGCGUCACCGCGCCGCCGCGCCCACUCCCAGGUCACGUGUCGGGGAUUCGCCCUUGACCCGCCCGGUGGUGAUGCGCUGGGUUCCCCGCCUAUGCGUGAGGGCCCGCCUCGACACCACGUGA
Messenger RNA from Chelonia mydas (Green sea turtle), 687 nucleotides. RefSeq lists its product as uncharacterized. The transcript has 3 exons. Lineage: Eukaryota; Metazoa; Chordata; Testudines; Cheloniidae. The coding region runs from base 61 to 687 and encodes 208 amino acids. The record is from RefSeq and is a predicted model, not a curated record.